Messenger RNA from Lycium barbarum (goji berry), 1560 nucleotides. Its product is annotated as triose phosphate/phosphate translocator, non-green plastid, chloroplastic-like. Gene Ontology annotation, cellular component: membrane; Golgi apparatus. Gene Ontology annotation, molecular function: antiporter activity. The record is from RefSeq and is a predicted model, not a curated record. The coding region runs from base 174 to 1382 and encodes 402 amino acids. The transcript has 10 exons. Lineage: Eukaryota; Viridiplantae; Streptophyta; Magnoliopsida; Solanales; Solanaceae. Gene Ontology annotation, biological process: transmembrane transport.
CCUUAACAUUUCUGAACUUUCAGAUUUUGCCUCUCUGAUUGUAUUCUGUCUUCACUUCACUUCACUUCUCACGCCUCGACGGAGUUCCCAACGUAUCUCCUCUCUAUAUCAUCUCCUUUGUUUUCUUCUCUUCUCCCUCUCUCUACUGUGUCUCUUGGAUCUAAUUCGCCAAAAUGCAGAGCACAGCAAUCUCAUUUUCUCCGUCAAUCUCACUCCCUAAGAACCCUCACAAGAGCAGAUUCAAUCCUUUAUUUCCUCAAUCUGUUCGGCCGUCACUCCAUUUUAACUCCCUAAAUGGCUCCGCAGCGAGGAAAAUAAAUCCAAUUCGAUGUUCAGCCAAUUUGAAUCGUGACGGAUGGAUUUCAGUUCCAUCGCCGGUUCCCGAGCGUGAAUCCGAAGGAGUGGAGGUUCGUGCCACGUCAGUGCCGGAGACAGCUGGUGAGGCUCCGAAAUCCAAGCUAACAGAGACUAUUGUGCUGGGAUCUCUUUUCGGGCUUUGGUAUCUAUUUAACAUCUACUUCAACAUUUACAACAAGCAGGUGCUGAAAGCGUUCCAUUACCCAGUUACAGUGACUCUGGCGCAAUUUGCUGUUGGCACAGUCCUUGUAAUUCUAAUGUGGACUCUUAACCUGUACAAAAGGCCAAAAAUUAGUGGUGCACAGCUUGUUGCAAUUUUGCCAUUGGCAAUGGUGCAUACCUUGGGCAACCUUUUCACCAACAUGAGUCUUGGGAAAGUUGCUGUGUCGUUCACUCACACUAUCAAAGCUAUGGAGCCAUUCUUCUCUGUUGUCCUCUCUGCUAUGUUCUUAGGCGAGUUCCCUACCAUAUGGGUUUUGUCUUCUCUUGUACCAAUUGUUGGUGGAGUGGGACUGGCAUCUAUGACUGAGGCAUCUUUUAAUUGGCCUGGAUUUUGGAGUGCAAUGGCCUCUAAUUUAACCAAUCAAUCUCGUAAUGUCCUCAGCAAGAAGUUUAUGGUUCGGAAAGAGGAAUCAUUGGAUAAUAUUACUCUCUUUUCAAUAAUCACGAUCAUGUCCUUUUUCUUGCUGGCCCCAUACGCCUUUUUCACGGAAGGUGUCAAGUUCACUCCUGCUUACCUGGAAGCUGCAGGAGUGAAUGUCAACCAGCUUUACACAAGGUCUCUCAUUGCUGCUCUCUGCUUCCAUGCUUAUCAGCAGGUUUCCUACAUGAUAUUGCAGAGGGUAUCUCCUGUUACUCAUUCUGUGGGUAACUGUGUGAAGCGAGUGGUGGUUAUUGUGACUUCCGUUCUCUUCUUCCGCACACCUGUUUCUCCCAUUAACGGUUUGGGCACCGGAGUUGCCCUUGCUGGAGUUUUCCUAUAUUCAAGGGUGAAGCGCAUUAAGCCCAAGGCAAAAGCAGAAUGAAAUCUAGAUCAAUUUUGAUGGGUGUCAAAUGUGUUGCAAUGUAUGUCAUAUCUAGGACCCGAGUAGGCUUUUCAGCGAGCGUUGAAAACAUAAAAGAGUUGGGCAGAGUUUGUAAUAUUUGAUAACAUCAUACCUUUGCAUUCAAAAUACUUCUCUCCCUCCCAAAGGGUUAAUUAUC